UUUGUGUAAUGCACUUGUAAUAAGACAGUUAUAAAUAUCAUGAGCGAGGGUGGACUUCUCUAAGGAGUUCUCUUCCAUUCAACACAAUACCGUGAUAAAGGAUGUAGUUAGUGAACAGCUAAAGUGGACGAGGGUUUACAAACAACAUGAAACUAAUACAUAAGAACAUGAAUCAAAGUCUGAUCGAGUCUCCUUUAUUAAACACCGACCUGACGAAAAGCAAAAUGGAGAGGUGGGUGGAAGCUCAGGCCAAAGGGGAGAAGAUUGAUAUAAACGUGUACGGGAAAGCAUCAGAGAAGCAGCUCAAAGAAUUAGAAAACGUCAGGAAUUUAAACAAGGAGCUUCAAGAUCAAUUGCGCGAUCUGGAGAACACAGUCCGCAUUGCUGCAAUUGAGAACGAAGCGAUGAAUCCAGCUGCGGAAAUUUUGGACUCCUCAGAAGACCACGAAUUCAUGUCCGCUAACCAACUGGAUGAUUUGUAUGCAGAAGAAGACGUGGCCGAGGCUAAAGAAGAAGAAAAGAGAAGACUGACAAAGGGUAACGCUUCGAAAACUGUGAUACAGCAGUUUUAUAAAGACCAGUGUGUUUUGGUUACGGGUGGUACAGGAUUUUUGGGUAAAGUAUUACUAGAGAAGCUGUUAAGAUCUUGCGGUGACGUCGAUACAAUCUAUGUAUUAAUUCGAAGCAAGAAAGGAAAAGAUCCCAGAGUACGACUGCAUGAAAUGCUGGAUGACUUGCUAUUCUUUCGAGCUCAUGAAGAAAAUCCUAAAGGCAUUCAUAAAGUUAUACCCAUAGACGGCGACAUGGCGUUACCUGGACUUGGCAUUAGUGAAGAAGAUAGAAAAACUAUCACUAGCAAGAUAACAAUCAUAAUAAAUGCAGCAGCUACAGUUAAAUUUGAUGAAAAGUUAUCAAUAUCUACUGCUAUUAACGUUAAGGGAACUAAAGAGGUUAUCAAACUGGCCAAAGAGUGCAGAAACUUGAAAGCCAUCACGCACGUAUCUACGGCAUUUUCUAACACGCAUGUCGAUUAUAUUGAAGAGAAAUUCUACGAACCGCCUAUGUCUGUCGAAGCAUUAAAAGCUGUAUCAGAGUUGGAUGAUGACCUUAUAGAUGCCAUUUUACCUACCGUUCUCGGUAAUCGUCCGAAUACAUAUUGCUUCACCAAAGCAAUUGCGGAAGAAGCUGUCAGAAAAGAUGGCGAAGGAAUGCCCAUCUGUAUUGUUAGACCAUCUAUAGUUCUAUCGACAUAUGAAGAACCUUUUCGCGGUUGGACUGAUAGUAUUUACGGACCCACUGGUCUCAUUAUUGGCACUGGUACUGGGGUCCUUCGAACUAUGUAUAUAGAUAUGAACAAAGUAGCUGAUAUGGUCCCUGUGGAUCUGACAGUCAAUGCAAUACUCGCAUCAGCCUGGUACACAGCCAAAAACUUUAAAGAAAACCAAACCUCAGAUAUUCCGAUAUACAACUUCGUUUCUGGCGCCCAAAAUCCGUGCACAUGGGGAACAUUUGUUGAGUUGAAUAGAAAAUAUGGACUUGAUAUACCUACCAUCAAAGCUGUGUGGUACUAUGGCCUUACUGCAACAAAUAAUUAUUAUAUGUUCUUGUUUUACAACUUCUUUUUACAUUAUAUACCAGCGCUAUUGAUCGAUGCUUAUAACGUGUUGAGAGGAAGGCAACGUGUAAUGUUAAAAUUCUACUCGAAAAUCAUGAAAAUGACAAAGAUAUUAUUCUAUUUCUCAACACAGCAAUGGAAAUUUAAUGAUGAAGGCGUAAAAAAUAUGUGGAAUGCACUAUCUGAGGAAGAUAAAGUCGUAUUUCCAUUUUCUAUAGGAGAAAUGUCGUGGGAUAGACUCUGUGAGAAAUUUUUGCUUGGUCUGCGUGUCUACAUUGUUAAAGACGAUUUAUCAACUUUGCCGGAGGCGAGGAAGAGGUGGAACAGAUUGUUCGUGUUUCAUCAAAUGCUCAAGUUCGGCACCUUUUUAAUCCUCGUGACCUUCACCUAUCUAUUAUUGAAGCCCAUUAUAUCAGUGUUCUUCAGUUGAAUUACAAUUCACCAAACUUCUGUAUAUUCUUAGUUACAGUAAUUAUCGAUAGAUACGGGUUCUUGAGUCCUGUCAGAAGCUUUUAAAUUAUUUCGAUUAAAUAUGCUAAUAUAUAUGUAUAUGUACAUAUAUAUUAGCGUAUUUAAUUGAAAUAUAUAGUGAUAAUUUAAACAUUUUCCAUUUAAAUAUAGUAAAAAAAUAUGUACAAAACUUUUUAUAAUAAUUUCUUUUAUAUACAAUUAAAUAAAAAAGUGAUUAACAAAGCAGAUAAGCAAGAAUUACGCUGUUUACAUAUACGAUUAUUUUUUUAUAUUUCUAAAUUACGCAAUAAGUUUAUUUGGGAAAUGUAACUUAUCCAUGAAAAAUAGUAAAGUAAAAAAAGUAUUGUAAUUUUCAACUUUUUUUUUCCACGGGCUCUUGGUAUUGUUGUUGGGAUAUGGAUCUAUUAUGGUUGUUAGAUUAAUAUAAAAAUAUGUAUAAAUGAUGAUAUUGUCAAAAUGAUUAUGGAAAGGUCUUGGUGGCCCCAAAUUUGUCAUAAGACAAAUAACUGCGUGUAAAAUUAUGUUUCUAUAUUAUGAUUAUGUAGAUACAUUUUUUAGUUAUUAUAAGCAACGUUUAUAAAUAAAGUAAUUAAUUUACA
Galleria mellonella (greater wax moth) is the source of this 2685-nucleotide messenger RNA. RefSeq names its product fatty acyl-CoA reductase wat-like. The transcript is spliced from 15 exons. Gene Ontology annotation, biological process: long-chain fatty-acyl-CoA metabolic process. NCBI's taxonomy places the organism in Eukaryota, Metazoa, Arthropoda, Insecta, Lepidoptera, Pyralidae. Gene Ontology annotation, cellular component: peroxisome. Bases 147 to 2045 code for a protein of 632 amino acids. Gene Ontology annotation, molecular function: alcohol-forming very long-chain fatty acyl-CoA reductase (NADP+) activity. The record is from RefSeq and is a predicted model, not a curated record.